GUCAAUGCAGCAGGCGUUUAAUCAGCUGGUAAAUUGCGCGAGAAAAUUCAAACAAAUCCGAACUGCAAGUGAUAAGGACGCGAUCGGCAGACACGUACACUGAUUUGGUGCUUUUACAAACGCCCAUCACGAAAAGAGAAUCUCUGCAAAAACGCCAAGUUUCGUUGGAAGCAGUUACCAGUAGUAUGCACCCACCAGCGCACAACCAUGACUUUCGACAUUGAGCGUAAGCGUUUGGAGUUGUGCUAUGGCACGUUCGGUACCAACGCAAAUGGCACCUCCACUACCAAGGUGAGCGACAGAAAGCGAAGGAAAAGUUCCACCUCGUCCGAGCAAUCCACACCCCACAGGCACCGGAAGCGGACCGUAAGUGAAUCGAAGCCCAGCCCAAACAAGCAACGAUGGCAGCAGCCCCUGAGACAGACCAAGUGCCAUGUUAUCACCAUCUUUGCCAGUGGCGUACUAUUUUCGGUGCUAAUGCUUAUCCUGCUGGACUUUGUCCCGUCAUCACCUCAUCGACAGCCGGAGGGUUCGAUACGGCGCGUCGGUUCUGAGGGUGCACGGGCCCUGUACGCACCACGGCAUCUGCCGGAUGAAUCGAUGCUGAGGUUGGCGGAUGAAACGCGCGUAAUGGAACCAUACAUGCCGGCACGGAAGCUAGCCACACCGUCCGAUGAGAAGCAAGACACUCUGACGAACGAGCAAGAAGCGCUCGGGUCGCUUAAAAUGGCACUGGAAAUGAAACAGCUCGGUAAGGAUGAUAAGGCGCUACGAUUGUUUCAGCACGCCCUCGCACUGUCCCCGAAACAUCCGGAAAUUCUCACCAAAUACGGUGAGUUCCUUGAGCACAACCAGCAGGACGUGGUGUCCGCCGAUCAGUACUAUACGCAAGCGCUUACGGUGAAUCCGUACUACUCGGAAGCCCUGGCCAACCGGCAGCGAACGGCCCAAAUCGUGGAACAGAUGGAUGCCAAACGGUUCGAGGCGCUGGAUCGGAAGCGAGAUGCGCUGAGUUCUGUGCACGUGUCCAACAUGGCACUGAAGCGCGCAGAAAAGGAAGCUUACAUACAGCACAUUUAUCAUUCGGUCGGUAUCGAGGGCAAUACGAUGAGUUUAGCACAAACACGUUCGAUACUGGAGACGCGCAUGGCCGUCGAUGGGAAGAGUAUCGACGAGCACAAUGAAAUUCUCGGGCUGGAUGCGGCCCUUAAGUACAUCAACGCAACGCUGGUAAACAAAAACGAUUACAUUACGCUGAAGGACAUCCUGGAGAUACACCGCCGUGUGCUUGGCCACGUGGACCCAAUCGAGGGUGGUGAGUUCCGUCGUACGCAGGUUUACGUUGGCGGUCACAUUCCACCCGGGCCGGGUGAUUUAGCGAUUUUGAUGGGACGGUUCGAGAAUUGGCUCAACUCGGAACAGGUGUUUUUGAUGCAUCCGGUUAAGUACGCUGCAAUGGCACACUACAAACUCGUGCACAUACAUCCAUUCAGCGAUGGUAACGGUCGCACGUCACGAUUACUAAUGAACACACUGUUGAUGCGUGCCGGUUAUCCGCCGGUGAUCAUACAGAAACAACAUCGGCACAAGUACUACAACUUUUUGCAGCUGGCCAACGAAGGUGACAUCCGUCCGUUUGUCCGAUUCAUUGCCGACUGCACGGAGCGAACGCUGGAUCUUUAUCUGUGGGCAACGAGUGAACUAUCGCACCCGGUUCCGUUGCUGGCGCAGGAAAGUAUGGAGGGCAUGCCGUUAAUUUUCAACAGCGUUACCGACGAGGGAUCCGAUGUUGGUAGUGGUGCUGGUGAUACGAUACGGAUAGGUGUUAUUUGAUAUUGGCUUCUAGUGGCCCUGGCUGGAACAGUGGCGUACGGUGCACCACAUCUUCCCAUCGUCACGGGUGCUUGGUGGAGUGUGUUUUGUUUGUACAUAGUUUUGUUAUGUUGCACACGUAUUUUAAAUACCAUUUUCUCGUGUAAGCUUGUUAACUUAUUGUCUGUUUUUAAACUGUCUUCUCGUUACCUUCUACCUUUUACAAAGGAACGGUCCGUUAUGAAAUGAGCUAGUGUAGAACAAUGUGAUCAAAUCAAGCAGAUCCUCCUGCGAAAGGGGAAACUGUAUUUCGCGGAACCUACCAAAACGCACAGAACCGGAACUAGCAAUAGUUCCGCAUAUAGUCAAUCGAAACUACAAAUAUGAGUCCUACUGUUUUGUGAUACUGUGAUUAUUUUUAGAAACCAUAGCUGGUUGGUAGAAUUCAAAAUGUACAAUAAACUAGCAAAUUUUAAUCAU
Messenger RNA from Anopheles moucheti, 2292 nucleotides. RefSeq names its product protein adenylyltransferase Fic (gene Fic). Gene Ontology annotation, molecular function: protein binding. The coding region runs from base 208 to 1833 and encodes 541 amino acids. NCBI's taxonomy places the organism in Eukaryota, Metazoa, Arthropoda, Insecta, Diptera, Culicidae. The transcript is spliced from 2 exons. The record is from RefSeq and is a predicted model, not a curated record.